AUGAGGCUCUUCGGCAGCAUCUUCUCCAAAUCGCCCGUAUGUGGAAGCAGUGGAUCACGGACUUGGACUCUUGUAGGCGAGGCAUUAUCGGACUGCGUUAGUGACCACCCAGAUACGAUUUUGUCCAGAGAAAUAGAUCACCACCGCGAACUAGUUCUGACAAAAACGAACUCUACAUGCAAUGAGCCAGUCAGAGAAGGCCACUCUGAUCUCCUAGGCCAGGUCAGGUCACCGGCGCACAUUGAAGAAGGGUCACCAGCGAAAGGUCUCUUGCUUCACACGGGCACCGAUAUCACCAAGGGAGCAUCCAUGAAGUCUUCUACCGAUGUUCAGCGUUCGGUAAGAGGCUCCAGGCGCUUGGCUGGUUUUGUAACUCUCCUGCGUCCGCGAAAGUCUCGGCGACGGAAAUCCAAACUCUGUACACCCGAACAACCCAAUACUUGUGCUGUUGGGGAUGCCAAUGAUCGGGGUAAUAUGUGUACCGUACGCAAUACAACUGCAGACCAUCGAAGCGCAGAUGUGCGGGAGGUAUUCCGAUGCUACAACAACAACCCCAAGGAGCCCUAUGAGGAAAGAAAAGCGAGCGACAGAACCAUGCAUUCUCAUACAUCCGAUCUCACAAGCGUAACCGUCUGCCACAAUCCAUCGAAACGUGCCUCGACACCUAUUGCUCUAAUCCAUAGGGAGCAUUCGCGUCAGAACCCGUUCAAUGAACCCGUCGAACCCUCCGAUCGAUUGUCUAGCUACAACCCCUUCUUAGAGCCAUCAAUGACCACUACUGGUUCAGCAAGACGGGCUAGCUCCCAGUAUAGUGACGUCAAUCACGAAUUCGCUCACAUCGCAGGAAUGGUUGCAAAGAACGAGAAUCCCUUGGACUAUGGAGCCAUAUCACUUGUCAGCUCGUCUCGAACAGUGUCAAGAGACAGCACUUGGUCGCUUCAUAUCGAUAGGCACACCGCCGCUGUCGCGUUCAAUGAGCUUGCCCCUCAAAUACGCCUGGAUCCUCUUGUACUGAGCAAUUGCGGCGAGGCUGGAGAAGAAUUGGGCUCGGCUGUGUCAGCAUUGUCCACGCCCGACGUGUUUUGUAAUGCGGGUGACUUGACGAUGGCCGCCCGAACGUACGAAUACUUCGCGGAUCAAGUGCUUUCUGCGGAGAAGGUGAACGACAGGAUUGAGAUAACGGUGCGGCGUGGUGAAAUGCCCGUCGACUUGAUAGGUGUUCUUGAUCACAAGGCUUCGCGCAAGCCGUCUUUGCAGGUUCUCAGUGUCGGCUGGGUUUUCAAGGCGCUCUUGGCUGGACUCCCCGGUGGGAUAUUAGGGUCGGGGGAGUUGUACCGUAUCCUCGUCAGCAUUUGUUACGGGCGUAUCGCCGAAGGGGGGCGUGAGCCCGAUAGUAGUUGCGUCGGCGGUCUCCCCCCUCACGGUCAUACCAAAAUCCAAGCAAUCGGUCUUGCGGUCCUAGCGCUAACGACCCCUAUGCAGUUGAACCUCAUCUGUGCCUUUUUCGGGCUCUGUGCCAUGCUGGCGUAUGAGACGGAACGCGCGAAUGAGCUCGAGGAACCCGGCGACGGUGUGAGUAGUAUUACCCCGGGGCAAUUGAGUGUGGAGCGCCUCGGUCAUAUCCUUGGGCCAUUGCUGACCCCAGAUGGGGGCGAGGGGGGGCAGGACACUUUCCGUGCCAUCGAGCGAGAGAUCGAAAGUCAGCGGGUGAUGACGAUGUUGAUCGGCGGUUGGUACAUGAUCAAUCGACAGUUACGGGUCUGGCAAAAUCAAGGAUCGGUCCUGAAGCAGGGGGCCUUCUCCAAGAUAUUCAGUUGGGAGGAGGGUGACAGGUCACGCGAGAAAAUAGUUGGAUAG
Messenger RNA from Aspergillus alliaceus, 1857 nucleotides. RefSeq lists its product as uncharacterized. Lineage: Eukaryota; Fungi; Ascomycota; Eurotiomycetes; Eurotiales; Aspergillaceae. The record is from RefSeq and is a predicted model, not a curated record. Bases 1 to 1857 code for a protein of 618 amino acids. The transcript is spliced from 2 exons.